CAUGGAGAAUGGAAAGACCGACCUUCAUUCUUUUGAGAUUGGUGGUUCUGUUACCAUUCGCUCUGACAGUCUAGUUGCUUGCAAUCAACAUCACCAUGAAAAAGAGCCGCUCGACCGGAACUCUUAACACCAUUACUAUUUCUUUGGGUGUGGACUCGGCGCCACAGUUGAGGGAGAGCCACAAGCGCCGUGGGGGUCCUUUGUACCGUGCCAACGCUCACCACAGCUACAGCCACGUAGAGCAGCACAUGGCAGAUGACUCCGACGAGUCCAUCAAAUUGCUCAACUACCGAAAGCAGUUUGAAGAUGAUACGCUUCGAGACGCGUUUCAAGAUGAAGAAGGAGCCGGAGACUAUGGCGCGGAGGCAGAAGACGAAGACCUCCCGGUCAAGCGACUUUUGCCGGAUGAUAUCUACUCCAUUCUGUACACGGCCAACUUGUGUGGACGAGGAUUUGUGUUUGCCUUGAUGGUCUUUUUAAUGCAAUCCUGUUUCUUGAUUCUCCUCGCGGCCAAUCUGUAUGACGUCACUGGCAAACCAAAUGAAACCAAUGGAGUCGAAAAUCGAAUGAAUGUCCCAGCAGGAGUGGAAGCAGUGGUCAUCGUGGCACAGAUGAUGGGAAUGUUCAUGACAGUCAUGAUGAUGUGCAACAACGGAGAUUUUCUUCAGGGUGUCACUCAGCUGGCGGAGGGAUACGACAGCGGCCUUCAGGAAGUCAGCAACAAUGCAACCAGAGCUCGAUGGCUUGCGACGGGUAUUGCGAGGAUUCUCAGCGGCCUCCUCUUCAGUUUCUUGUCCUUUGUGCUUAUGAUGACGUCCAAAGACGUGCUUAAUGUCUUUCUCAACUUGACUGGGUUACACUUUCUCCAGGACAUUGACAACAUCGGAUUCCAAGUGGCAAGUUUGGGCCUCAUUGGGAGACAGGCCAAGUUGGACUGUGAACACGUUCAAGGUCUCACUCACUAUACACCAACCGAGCUGAAGCAACGUGUUGUGAACUAUAGGCUGGGAUUCAUUGGCCUUUUGUCUUGUGCAAUGGUUGGCUGCUGGGGUUACUUUGCAUAUGAACAACUCCACCGUCAAUAUGUGUGUCACCAUCUAUACAUACAGUUUGGCGAUGGCAUCUUCCCCCAUUACGCCUACUAUAGUGGAAUCUUUACCCUUCAGAAGGACAAGAUGCUAGCGUCAGCAAGGCCAGUGUACGUGGACGCCACUGGAGAACUACGAGUGGGUUGGUGCAAGGCAGAAAAGACCUGGACCAUCUACAACACGACCAAAGAUGACAACAGCAACAAUGAUGCCUGCACUUUUGUUUUCAAAUCGUCCAAGUCAGAUUCCUUCGAUGUCAUGGAAGUUGCAGAAUUGACUUGGUACGUGGCCGAUCCUGGACUUGGCGAAGUGCCAGUUGAUAGACUAGGCGUCUUUUGCUUCGACUGUGGGAACGAUAGGGAAUAUUGCAGUGAAGGCACGUUUUGCAAUCAGGAAGCUAAGGAGAAGAAAUGCGAAAAGACGGAGAAUCCCACUGUUGGCAUCCGCAACGAGGAAGCAUUCCCAAGUUGCAGGCUUUAUGGUGCAGACCGGACCACGAUUGCCGGAAUUGCCUCAAGCUCAAUGGCUUCACUGCUGCGGGAAGUAUUUAGGCCUCUGGACAACGCAACGAAGUUCAACGGAAUGCCCAUCCAGGCGGUAGAUUACUUUGACAAACUUCCCGCGGGGGUCGACAUUUGGUUCAGCCAUAGCGAGGGCAUUUUGCAUGAAUUUUCUGCUAAAGGCGAUGAAACGUGGGAAGUAUUGGUAAAUGCAGCGAGAGAAUACGCCCCAGAAAUCUUCAACGAUGAUGGAUAUGACGUGGAUACAACAAAGAUUCUAGAGGCUCGUGUGGUGUCAAAGUUUGUGCUUUUCACGGGGCGGCGUUACGUUGUCUUCGGUCUGGGCGAAGGGAAAGUGUCAAAGCUCAAAUGGGCUGACUUCGCUGACUGGUUGUACCGCGAAACUAGAACGAUACCGCAAGUCUUGAACAGAAUCAGAACCCACGAACAUUCGAAACAACAUCUCCCACUCUUCUUUUCAUCACCUGUUGACUUUGGCAAGCCUUCGUACGCAGUUGAGCCUACAUCUGUUACGUGGUAUCGAGCCAAGAAGAGUAAGGAUCCAAUCCUUGGAUACGAGGCUGAUGAAUCCCAGCCGUUGGAUGUAUCGAUGCAAUGCCUUGAGUGCGAUGACAUCACGGACCCGUGCCGAAACGACCAGGUGUGCAUUUCUGGAUAUGAUACUCACAGUUUUCAGGGGGUGGAGACGUUCAACAGGUGCGCGUGUUCCCCUUUCUUCGAUGGGGCAAAGUGUGAAUACGCAUUGGGUUGUCUCGAAAUGGAUGAAUUAUGUUUUAACGGUGGGACUUGCGAUGUCACUACGAAUACUUGUGCCUGCAAAAUUGGCUUUGACGGUAACCUAUGCCAGUACUAUCAUCCACCGCCGAAUGAGCCAAUCAAUGAAAUCGACUUAGCUGCUGCUUUGGAUGGUGAUGGUGAUGAUGAUGAUGAUAACGACUUGCUUGCCAAGUACAUGGAGGGCAUCAAUGAUUCGAGCUAUGCAAGGACCAACAAGUUGUGCCUUGGCAUCGAGAGAACAGAAGGAGGGUUGUACUGCGAUUGCUUCGUCGAAGAGGAAGACCCGAUAUGUAGACCAUAUGAGUCUGCGCCUGAGCCGUAUUGCUGUGAAGAUCAAGCAACAUGCAACCAUUGCGCCGAGAACGGUUGCCUUGAUGAAAAUUGUGUUCAGGCAGAUGCUUAUCCAGAUUUCGACCAAAUGUCGCAGACUUUUCAAGAGUACUGUGAAAGCGAUGGCGCGUUCUUCUGUGACCAGAUUCCCCCCAAUGGAUCACCUGAUGUCGGAACCUCGAGUCCCUCCUCAGCGGAGUCUCCGGGUCUAGCUAGCGCAACCGAAGAGACGAACAGCACCUCCACUACAACUACUAGUAAUUCCACAGGCCGCCAUUGAUUGAAUCAUGGCUGGCACCGGGGCAAGAUCUUAUCUGGGACGUACUCUCGCAAGGCAAGAACGUGCAUACUGAGGAAGUCCCCGCAGUCUUGUCGCGCAGCUUCAGCCAGCUGCCUGCUGGCCUGCUACUACGUAGCUAGUAGUGUACCGUUCAAAGAUAAAGUUAGUAGUGAUUUUUCAG
Molecule: messenger RNA, 3177 nt
Organism: Seminavis robusta
Lineage: Eukaryota; Bacillariophyta; Bacillariophyceae; Naviculales; Naviculaceae
Source: the annotation of a GenBank genome assembly